ACAUGUGAUCAUGUAGACGCGAUAGACGAGAGUAAUCAACUACCGCGUGUGAUCAAGCUAGUAUCUUUUACUUCUGUCUUUUUACUGUUAAGCUAGCAAGUUUAUAGUUAGCCGAAGGUAGCUUAUUAUCUUCCCAUUUUUGCAUUUGCUAAUACAACUGUUCAGCUAUCAACUUCGCUUUUGUCUUGCAUGCAUCGGCCACAGGACUUCGUUGGACCGUAACUUUUGCAGAACACCGCAUAUUCUGUACUGGGCAAAGUCAUAAGCCUAACAGGCUAACAGGUUUAGCUACCGUUAGCCAUGGCCCUGUCUUGUGUGACAUGACAACUUUCAUGACCUGCUGAUGAUUCGUGUGUAAUCUCAGUGAUCCUGUGAUAUUUCUGCCCGGUGGACCAUCUUAACAGAACACCAUGGAUGAGGAGUCUGUAGACCAAGCGACCAGUCUGUCUCCUCCUCGCUACAACGCUGGAGCUGACUGUAACCAUGGUGACCAGAGCUCACUGUUGAGCCAGCAGAAGAUGGUGUCGGAAAACCACGAUUAUCUCCAGCACCAUCAAACACUGGCCUCAAAAGUUUCAGCGGAAGAGGAAGAGGAGGAGAGAGGAGUGUGGUGUGAGUCUGAUGUCAAUGUAGUACAACACAACAACCUCAAAAACACAACAUCAUCCACUAAGAAGUCUUUCCCCUGCUCUGUGUGUGGACGACUCUUCACUACAAAACAGUCCCGGGACCGACACAUGAAGACCCACACGGGAGAGAAGCCGUUCCACUGCACUGUGUGUGGGAAGAGCUUCUCUCAGCAGUCCUCGUUUAGGAUACACCAGAGGAGCCACACGGGGGAGAAGCCCUACUGCUGCCCUGAACCUGACUGUGGGAAGAGCUUCUACCAAUCAGGAGCCUUGUUGAGACACGGAAGGAGUCACGCUGAGGGGUCUACUAGACUAAGAACUGCUGCAGAUGUGCUGCCACACCGACAGGAGCUGCUCGUCCGACGGGACGAUACCAGUAGCAAGAAUUCUAGACUUCAGGCUGCUGUGGAUGUGCUGCCAGAGCAAGAGGAUGUCCGUCUGGCCCAAGGUACAGGUAACCAUAGCGACCAGGGCACGCAGACUCAGAGUGGGGGGUCAGUGAAGCAGCAGGACAGCGGUCAGACAGACGGACAGAUCAGGAGAGGUGAAGAAGAGGAAGCCGGUGGUUUAAUCAACUCAGAGGAAGUUGGCUGGGAUCCUCCUCAUCUUGGAGGCAGUCCUCCUCCUCCUCCCAGCUCUGGCCCUUCUACACCGGGAGGCCGACCUGUCCAACACCAGCAGAACCACAGGAAGUCUUCCCACACCAACACCUGUCAGAAGUGUGGAGAGCGGUUCCCUACCUUCUAUCAGCUCCGUGUCCACCUGACCACCCACCGGGGAGAGAAGCCCUUCUCCUGUCCAGACUGUGGCAAACGCUUCUCAGCCCGGGGCUACAUGGAGUCACACCAGAGGGUACACAUCAAGGAGAGACCACACCCCUGCCCCGACUGUGGUAAGAGGUUCCUCUCUCUGGGAGACCUGAAGAGACACCAGCAGAGCUUCUCCGACGAGAGACCGUACGGCUGCUCCGAGUGCGGGAAGAGCUUCACCCAACCGGGGUUCCUAAGGGCACACCAGAGGACACACACCGGGGUCAAAGGUUACCCCUGCCCCUACUGUCACAAGGACUUCUUCACUGCCUCCAGUCUGAGGAGACACAGGAAGCAGGCGCAUGCGGAAGAGACCGUCACACUGCCCCCUAGUGGUGGACUCCAGCUAUCACAUGCUGGAGAGACCCUAGGUCAAGCUGAAGCUGGUAUACCAGUACUGAAGGUCAUAGUGAAGGAGGAGGAGGAGGAUCCUGCUUUUGGAGAGAGUUCUAACAACCACCACUCUGAGUCUGAGGAGAGUCUCCCUGCAUCCGUAGAGCAAAAACAACAACAACAACAACAACAACAUAAACAGCAUCACAGCUGCCACAGAAGAGCCCACCCCUGCCCUGUGUGUGGAAAGGAGUUUCCCAUUGCAUACAAGCUACAAGUCCAUAUGAGAAUCCACACUGGAGAGAAGCCUUUCUCCUGCUCUGUGUGUGGGAAGAGCUUCGCCCAGAAGGGGGAGCCUGACACUCCACCAGAUCGUCCACACAAGAGAGAAACCUUACUCCUGCCCCGACUGUGGGAACACCUUCUCCCAGAUGAUUAG
This is a messenger RNA of Coregonus clupeaformis (lake whitefish), 2210 nucleotides long. RefSeq names its product zinc finger protein 420-like. Gene Ontology annotation, molecular function: RNA polymerase II cis-regulatory region sequence-specific DNA binding; DNA-binding transcription factor activity. The transcript has 7 exons. Gene Ontology annotation, biological process: regulation of transcription by RNA polymerase II. Bases 411 to 2210 code for a protein of 599 amino acids. The record is from RefSeq and is a predicted model, not a curated record. Lineage: Eukaryota; Metazoa; Chordata; Actinopteri; Salmoniformes; Salmonidae.